GACAAAGAAAAUAUAUUUUAGAUUCACAUAUAAAUUAUAAUAUUAUACGUCAAAUGUCUUAUAAAGCCAUAUUCAUUUAAUGUUUAUAAACGUUUUUGAUCAUAUAUCCUAGAAAUAGAUAUAAUGAAAAAUGUAAUUUACAAUGAAAUCAAAUAAAUGAAUGUAGAUAGAACAUUAUGGUUAGGUAAAUGAAAUAGCAUUUUUUCUUUUAUUGACAGAUCUUUAUGAGAUCAUUCUUAUCAACUUGUGACAAAAUGAUAACAGCAUGAUAACAACAAAUCAUAAAAGUUUUGUGUAAAUCAAACAUUACUGGAAUGAAGGAAACUGUGCUUUUUCAAGUGAAAUAGUUGAAUUUAACAAUGGAAGUUAAUAAAAAGUAUAUAGUAUUGGUAACCGGAUUUGGUCCAUUUGAUAAUCAUAUCGUUAACGCUAGUUGGGAAGCUGCAAAGGAAUUAAGUAAACUAUGCAUUAAAUCGAAAGAAUUGAUGGACGUUGAAGUAAUCGUAAAAGAGAUUCCAGUUUCGUAUGAAGAUGUAACUAAAUAUGUACCAAAGUUUUGGCAAGAGUAUAAACCUAUAGUGGUUCUACAUUUAGGAGUAAGUCGCCAAGCGCGAUGUUUAACUAUAGAAUGUCGUGCUCAUAGUAAUGGUUACUUAAGAAAAGAUAUAUUUAACAAAUGUCCAGACGAAAGUAAUAUUGAAUCUGAAAUUUUUGAAACUAAAAUCAACGCCAAACAAAUUUGUAACAUAAUUAAUGAAAGUUCAGACAAAACAAAAUGUAAUGCUUGUAUUUCAUACAAUGCAGGAAGAUAUUUAUGUGAAUACAUAUUUUAUAAAUCUCUACAGAUUGCACCUAAAAGAACACUAUUUGUUCAUGUUCCAGAUUUUAAUCAGUAUUCAAGUGUACAAAGUGCAAAAGGUUUAUAUGAAAUUUUAUAUUAUAUUAUCGAGGAUAUGAAAAAACAAUAGACAAUAAGCUUUAUAAUAUAAAAGUUAUAAUUGUAUGUGUGUAUGUCCAAAGUAGUAUUUAAUAAAUCACUAUUUAAAAUACUAAACUUAUUCUUAAUAUAAAAAAAUGAUUGUUAUUUUAUAUAAAUAUAUAUAUAU
Messenger RNA from Bombus pascuorum, 1106 nucleotides. Its product is annotated as pyroglutamyl-peptidase 1. The record is from RefSeq and is a predicted model, not a curated record. The transcript is spliced from 2 exons. Gene Ontology annotation, cellular component: cytosol. Gene Ontology annotation, biological process: proteolysis. NCBI's taxonomy places the organism in Eukaryota, Metazoa, Arthropoda, Insecta, Hymenoptera, Apidae. Gene Ontology annotation, molecular function: pyroglutamyl-peptidase activity. Bases 360 to 968 code for a protein of 202 amino acids.